AUGUCUCCCAAUCGUACAAGGAAAGCAACAGCGGAGGUUAGAGAUAAGGGGUCCUUUUUUGCAGCAAAGAGUCAGAAUAAACAUACUGAUAGCCAAGCUGACAGUCAGACUAAAGAUAACGCUCAAGAAAGCGUGGAAGCUGGGUCUGAUCAGGAACUAGAACUACCCUUACUCUCUUCUCCGAAUAUACCUUAUGUGCAAGUAGCAAUAAAUAAAGAAGAGACUCAACUUACAACAAAUCUUAUGCAGAAAAUGCUGGAUGCAGCAGUUAACAAGAUGCAAUUAACAGUGGAAGCAGCUAUUGCCGAUUUAAAAGUAAAUUUUAUAGAUCUAGAUGCCAGGACUGUACAUCUAGAGGGGAAAAUCAAUGAGUUCACUGUAACUAAUGCAAUGCUGAGAGACCGGUUGGAUACAAUAGAACAUAGGAUACUUCAACAUGAAUUAAAAUUAAUAGAUGUAGAAGAUAGAUCCCGGCGUAAUAAUAUUCGGAUACGUGGAGUUCCUGAAGAAAUUGGAGUACAAGAUUUGGAAUCUUAUAUGAGAGGUUUAUUUCUUUCCAUCGUGCCAGAUACACCAUCAGAAAUGCUUUUAUCUGACCGUUUGCUAAACCACAGCAUCUGCCUAUAUCUAUACCAAGAGAUGUAUUAA
Molecule: messenger RNA, 648 nt
Organism: Pelobates cultripes (western spadefoot toad)
Lineage: Eukaryota; Metazoa; Chordata; Amphibia; Anura; Pelobatidae
Source: the annotation of a GenBank genome assembly